UUCAGGUUUGUCGCGUCGCGUCGCUCAUAUACUGUAGACGGAGGAUGUGUUGGAUGUGAAACUCUUACUCCUCUUCCCCCGACUGUCACCGACAAACAACGUGGGACGGAGGAAUUUGUUAUACCACACCACAAAGGCUUUUGCACUGCUUUUUAUACACCGCCGCGUCACAAGUCAAUCUCGCGUUUCGCGGAGCUGGAAAAUAUGCGUAAACUAUUGACAGCGGUAAAAUAAACGUUGCACUAUCACCAGCGGUUGAGUACUCACAAAUGUCAUGCACUGUUCAAGAGCCUUUGCCUUUUGUGACAUUCAGCGGACUUUAUAACAACCAACAUGAAGCAGACAGGUACAGUUAAAACGCUUGGCCUGUCCUAAAGGACUGAUAAACUUGUUAAAAUAUUUGUAAACAUGGAAGAGGCAGGCGAUGGGAACGGUACUGGGACGCAGGGCUGUGAACCGGAGCGUUCUGGAGACGGAGGACUGGAUGAGGUGCAGAUGCACCUCGCCUGUUUACCGGAGAGAUACAUGAGAGCGAAGUUCUCCCUCUCCGCGUACAUAUUUUGUUGGACAGUAGUAAAGUUGUGUCAGAGAUUAAGACCGUCGCCAGUUCUUCCCCGGGCCCCAGCUUUAGAGGAUUCUGGAAGUGAGGCAGCCUGUCUGGAUGAUGGGGAGUCUCCGCGGGAGGAGCAUGGAGAGCAACGGGACCAUCAGGAAUGGUGUGAGCCAGUUUCUGAAGCAGCACAGGACACAAAAGAGGAAUAUUUUGACACACACUCACUGUACAGUGACACUUUCUCUGGCUUGAGUCAUGAAACUGAGGACUGCUGCAGGACACCGCUCAACUCUGUGGGUCAUCUGGACUCACACUCAUCUUCGGUUAGAAGGAGAGAUCCCUCUUCAUCGAAUCAGGCUGACAUUCUCAGUAGAACAGAGGAUAGAGAACAAUUGCAAAAGCAGACUGAAAAUAUGGGGAUCAUGUACAUGGCAGUUGAUGGCACUGGAAUGUCUGAAGCUAAGGGUGCUCCGGAAUGUGAGGAGGUUUUCAGCAAUUUUUCAGCGGGACCUGGAGUUGAUUCUUCUUCAAGGAAGGACCAAUCCUACAUCGUAACACCCCUACUGGCAUUAGAGAACGCUGUAGAACCACAAGCACUCGCAGAGCCAUGUGCUAAUGACUCAUUAUUGACCUUAACAGACUGUGAUGGAGCCAAGUCUCAGUUUGCUGACACUUUUGAGGGAAGAUCGAAAUGGGAUCAAAUUAACAAAAAUAUCACAGACACUCAGUCAGGACACAAUGAGCCACGCAUACAGUUCAUAACCUCAAGUGAGAAGAAAUUACAGCAAAAUGAUAUUCACAGUAGUAACACUGAAGUACAGUUGAUUUCGAAUGCAUCUAUUGCAAAUAUUAAAGAUAACAAAUGUUGUGAGCUGGAUGUUGAUGAAAAUAAGAUUAGUUUAUCUGUAUCACAGCAUCUUUCUGUAUAUGAGUCUGUAUCAGCUGAGAAUCCUAUUGAACAGGAAUUUGAGGAGUCAACAAAACACAGCCAAUCACAACCCUCAUUAGAGCACAGCAAAUCACAGCCCUCAAUAGAGCACGGCAAAUCACAGGCGUCAACAGAACAUAACCAAUCACAGGAACACAGUCAGUCACAGGAUUCAAACAUAGGCAAUCACAAGACUCAACAGAACAAAGCCAGUCACAGAGUUCAGAAGACAUGCCAUCCCAAAAUUUCAUCAAACACAGCCAAUCACAGACUCCAGUAA
Carassius carassius (crucian carp) is the source of this 1761-nucleotide messenger RNA. RefSeq lists its product as uncharacterized. The record is from RefSeq and is a predicted model, not a curated record. Bases 409 to 1761 code for a protein of 450 amino acids. The transcript is spliced from 4 exons. NCBI's taxonomy places the organism in Eukaryota, Metazoa, Chordata, Actinopteri, Cypriniformes, Cyprinidae.